CAGCAUCUGGUGACAUAGGGAAGUAUUGCACAGUCUAUUAGACACUGGGAACAAGCAAGUCCAACUGAGAGUUCUAGCCAUAACAUGCCUGUUAUAUUUACGAAGAAUCCUUUCAUAACCCUUUGAUUGCCAGUUCUUGACUAGAGUAUGGAUCUUGGAAAGGCAAAACUUUCGAAAACUGGUCUCAACACUUUAUUUCAAGCAAUCCAUCCCUUACAUGGCUUAGCCUGGACAGACGGCAGACAAGCUGUAUUGACGGCCUUGCAUCUUGAUAACGAAGAGCCAAAAUUUGGCAACUCUGUGGUUAUCGGACAGUUUGAACACGUGCAUGGUCUAUAUUGGGGACCAGCUAUUGGUAGUGACAUCCCAGCUUUAUUGGCAAUUCAGCACAAGAAACAUGUCAGUAUUUGGAAGCUUAAUAAUGACCCAUCUGGAAAAACUAAGCUAGUUCUUUCUCAGACUUGUGAGGCUGCUGAUCCCCUUCCAGUGCUACCCAGUGGCUGUGUAUGGCAUCCAAGCAAAGAUGUCUUGGUCAUCCUUACAAAGCGUGAUAUUUCUGUCUUACAUUCUGUGACUUGUAAUAGUGAUACUGUAAAAGCAGAUAUUAAAGGCUGGGGUGUCAUUCACUGUGCAUGCUGGACUAAAGAUGGUGACCGUGUGGUGGCAGCUAUCGACAAUGCCCUUCACUCUUACACAUGGAAUGAUGACCUCAAAACCUUAAAUCCUUGUUACUUUUGUCCUGUUUUUGAGAUUAAUGGCACAAUUAAUGCUAUUCAGCCUAUCAUGGGCAACCAAGUUGUUGUAACGACAGGAAUCUCAAUAGAUAACCUUCAUUGUUGGAACAAGUAUACCCCACCGGACAGCUCAGCCUUACUGUCCUCAUUGCUUGUGCAAGAUGAAGAGGUUUCCCAGAAUAACAGAAGGAUAUCCAUAGAUUCAGGAAGAUCAGAACCAAAUGACUUGAUAAAGACCUCUUCACUUCUUCCAGCAGAUCUUUCUCAGAUCCUUGCAAGACAUCGUAACUCUGACCCCAGUCAUCUUAUUCAAUUUAGACACAAGUACUUCUCAGCUGAAGCUAGACACAGUAUACCAAGCCUCAUCAUUGUAUGUUUCGAGAAGAAUUCCACCACUACCAGAAAAAUAUCCAUCCCGGGUAUUUCAACCCCUGAUAUAUUAGUUGUUGAUUCUCAAGCUAAAAGAGUAAUUGUAGCAUCAAACAAAUCAAAUCAUAUUUUGGUGUAUCCAAUCAAUCCAUCAAAUAUGUCUGGAAUUCAAGAGCUGAAACUGGGAGAGAAAGAAAGAGCCAAAGGAAUCUGUUUUCUCACAGAUUCAACAUUACUGGUCUUGGUUGGAAGGCAAAAGACAAAUGAUGUAACAUUUCUGCCUUUAUCGAGCUAUGAAAAAUAUAUGGUUCAUUUGAUUACCAAAAAAAUAAUGACUACAGAAUCUACUUUGCCAGCUCUUAAAGGUGGUCAGAAUUUAAUGUUAGAUUGCAUUUCUAGCUUCUGCACACCAGAAAACAAUCCAUUUUGUGACCAUAAUAAUAGUUUUAGCAAGGAGCUCUUGAUGCCAAACAGUAUUGGUGUUCGAGCUCUGCAUGAACCGAAAAAAGAGACAGAAAUUAUUAGCUGUAAACAUUCUCCAUCUCUGGAUCUUGAAGACCUACAGAAUAUUGAUAUUGAAUCAUCGAGCCAUAUCACAUCUACCCUGCAUCCCAAUAGCAGAAAACUGUUCAGAAUGUUUUCUCAAGAUCUGGAUGGCCAUCAAAACCCCUCCAACCCAACAGAACAUCAUCCCAGCACUUCUAGUAUAGGAGAACUUGUGUCGUUCAGACAAAAUAGUGGGAAUAAAGAAUCAGUCUUAACAGAUUCACAUUUUUGUCUUUCUGAAGUGAAAGAAUUGCUAAACAAGCAAACACAGUUACUACCAUAUCCAUAUUGUGAAGAUCCUGAAUAUGUUUCCAUUGUGUGUACGGUAUGUACUUAUUCUUUUGUUUCAUAGUUCCAGAUGUAUUCAUAAAUCUGGGGAGUUUAUUCUAAAAUUAGCAAUUUUCUUAGUGAACAAGCCCCAGACCGUUUCUGAAAUAUUUUGAUUCUGAAAUUUUAACUACUUGUUUAGCCAUUAUGUGAUCUGCAAUAGUGUUAACAAAAAGUACUUGAAACAAAAAAACACUAAUUAUAUGCAUGAAGAAAAUAACAAUGAUGAAAAAAACAUUAUUAUUUUGAAUUAAGCAUAAAUGUUAAACUAAAACAAUGAUGAUUGUAUACUAUUUUGCAUUAUACUGAAAUGAGAGAACAAGGAUAGAGAGGUAGAAGGUUGCAAGCGGAGCAGUAUGUGUAUGAUGCUAUUUUAUUGUCUUGUGUAUCAUGUACUACUUAACAAUAGUUGUUUUAUAUACAUGUAUCUCUAUAAACUCCUGUACCAGUGAUAUACAGAUUUUUGCAUGUGCUCCACAUUUUCCUGAUCAUGUAUGUUUCCAACAAAUAUGCUCUUUUGGGCAAUUUGCACUUUUUUGCAAAUCUAUGAAAAAUAGGUUAAAACUUACCUUGAAUCCAACACCAGGCCCAGUUCUUUACAAUCGAUUCUCUGUCUUCUUUGUCGACACACAGCGUCUUCCUCUUAUCAUUCUUUGUCCAGUCAAAUGCUUCUCAUAGAGAAGUAUUGUCGGACCACUGAGCGCUACACUGUGCACGCGCUGGGCGUUCUUGUUCACCAGCGGUGAGAGGAGCUGAGAGACAGCUCAUUUAGCCAUUAAAGCCCUUCCUCCUCUGUGUCGCCAAGGAGGGCAAGGAGGGAAAACUGUACAGAGGGUGGUGAGGUGGACAAGGGGAGAGGAAAGGCUGGGCAUAAAAGAGGGAGGGUAGAACAAACAGCUUGGAGUAAUUCUUUAAGUGUAGUUUACGUACCCAAAAGAAAAACAAAAAUGUCAUUGUAAGUCAUGGGAAAUGCCUAUUUUUGUAUUCGUUACCAAAUAUACAAAAAAAAAAAAAAAUCCGUAUUAGCUGAUAUAUCAUAAUCAAUGUACCCAUAGUACUGCACUGCAUGUUAGAGUUGUACAAAUAAUUCUAUACAUAGAAAUAGUAAGGUACAGAAGGUGCUGUAAUUGAAGGCAAUGCCACUUCAACGUGAUAAAAAGGAAUCCUUUCAUCGGUUGAAUGUGAAAUCUCCUUCUCCUAUGAAUGGUGUUCUGACCUUGUACUUUUUAUUCAGUUCUGUUGACUAACACGACCUCGGAGGACUCUUUCUAUAGGCAUUAAAUAUAUUUAUAUACAGUUAUGGUAUGUCCUGACAAGGUAACAAUAUAGACAUCCUUAUAUCGUAAAUAAAAUCUUCCUAUUUACUAUAAAAAUCCAUUUACCCAUUCUGACAUCUACAUAGCGCAAGCUUUUCUUAUGCAUUGCCUAUACAUUUUAUCUUCAUUCUUCUUAUUUCUCAUUUUCUCUGUAUUCAGCUCCCUCUGUCUCCUGGAAAUUGGAAUCUUUUCAAUGUUUCGACAGAGGAGCGUGUGAUUAAUAUAUUAUGCGUGUAAAAAAAUGAAUUAAAACCUUUUUAUGCCUAUAUGAAAUUGUACGAAGUUGAUAAAAGUCUGAUGGGUUAUAGGCCUUAGGACAUAGCACCCGCAGGAAAGAUUACCAGAAGCCUUCCUCAUUCUCCUUAAGCAGCCACCAGGUAAUAUCAAACUAUCUGCUGCGAAUAUCAGAAGAUUGGAGGUUAUGUAUAAAAAGUGUUGCUUUUUAUCCACCAUUGUUUUGGUGCUUUAAUAUCUAUUUCCCAAGCUCUUCACCACAAUUGGUGCGCCCCUUUUUUUGCUUUGAAAAUCUUGUGCACACACCAAGACAUUACACAGACAUUACACACACAGCACCCAGUCUCCCAUCCACAAACAUAGUUCAGUCACCACACACCACACUCAACCAGCAUACACAGAGAUACUCCUCCACCACAUACUACUCUCAGCUUCUUCAACAGACAAAGAAGUCAGCCACUACAUACACUAUCACACACAACACCCAUACACAUACAAAACCCAACCACAGAUACACGCUCACACACCACUCACAGAAACAAAGCCCUGAGGGGCCAUGGGCAAUCUUAAUCCAAUUCUGCCUCCUGCAAUAUUGUACAAAUUAAGUUACGGCGCACACAUAAAAAUACACUAAUAAUCUUAUCAGACUACUCAAAGUCACCUAUCUCAGCAAACAAAUAUGGAGAUUCAGUUCCACCAUAUGGCCAUAUUGUGUUAAGCCCACCCCUACUUCACAGUACCCCAAUAUCGGUGGGUCUUACACCAAUUUUAGUAAUUUGCAUCAUGAAUAUUGGUGGUCACUACAGCAGCACCAUUCCUGCAGAAUGCAUGUUUCGGGUGUGCCCCAAUCCUUUGUUUUUGCUCCUGUGAUAUUGUGUCAGUAUUGUGUUAGCACCCCUCCCCAGUAUUAAAUCAGUGGAGCCUGUUCUUAUUAUUAUAGUUUUGUGUGCUAACAGCUAUUGCCAAACACACACUUACACUUCAUAGGCUCUUCCUAUUUCUUGGAAUACCAAUAAUUGUUAUAUAUACAUCAUUUCCGUGUAUAUAAUUAAGUCAUUUCUGACUCUGACCUUAGUGUUAAUUUUUAUUAUCUUGUUAUUUCUUCCAAGAAUUCUUCAGGUGAUGGAACGGAUGAAAAAAGAUGUAUCUUAUUGUGUCACGGAAAACUUCAGUUGAGAACACUGCAGCAUUGCUUUCAUCUAAAAAACAUGGAAAUGAAAUGCGGUAACUUAUCUUUAUUCAUUAUUUUCACAUAUACUAUACUCAGUAUCUUUUAAUUAGAAAGCCCAUUUUCAUGUCAUUUCUUUUUAUAUAUAUAUUUCUUUUUUUUCAUAUUUGGCUAUUUUUUAUGAAUCUUCCAUUUUAGGUGAUCAAUGACAUAAAAUGAUUUAUUUACCUUUGCAUCCUUUAAUAGUUUUGCUUCUUCUGAAAACCAAAUGGCUAGGCUUACAAUGUACAUGUCCGGCACACCAACAACACACAUUACCUUUCGAUCCACAAUCUGAAAAACAUGGUCUGUCAGUGGAGAUGGGAGUUAUAAUUGUAGAAUUAGGUGGAGUUAAAAUCAAGGACAUUACAAAGUAGCACCAACUCCUGAUGCUUGAGCCCAAAACUCAAUGAUGCCCACAAUGACAGAGAGGUGACGAUAUGUGGAGGCAUAUCCCAUCUCUCUAUGUUAUGUCCUCUUCUCUCUUCCUAUGAACAGCAUCUCAAUUAAUCUUUACCUGAGUCAAACACAUGCUGCACAGCGGCAUAUUCAAUGUAAUCCCACCAUGCUGUUAACUAAUAAGGGGUGUAUUGCAAAGUUCUGUGCCAUCAACAUUUACUAACAGUCUCCUUCCCCUUAGUAGUCCUACAGAGCACUAUAUAAAUGAUCUUUCUUUUUAUGCCUAGUGGCUUCAUUGAGUAAUAGUAAAAAUAUAAAUACACAUAAAUACUCUCCUGUAGGCUGUAGAGCAGGGGUUCUCAACCCAGUCCUCAGGACCCCCUACCAGUCCAGGAUUUGGGGAUUACCUGGGUGUGUCUCAGGUGUUUAGAAAAAGGGAAAAAAACACCUUAGACUCUAAGGUGUUUUUCUUUUCUUUUUCUAAACACCUUAGACACACCCAGGUAAUCCCUAAACCCUGGACUGGUAGGGGGUCCUGAGGACUAAUGUUGAGAACCCCUGCUGUAGAGGGUCCCACAUUUAGUGCUUCAUCCUCCAAAGCCUCCAAUUAACACCUGUGGAUAAAAUAAUGAUAUGUUUAUUUGUGCAUAAUGAUUGACCCCUGUGCAUAAUUAUGUUAUGGGAAUUGUUACCUUUAAAAUAUUUUGAGAAUUUAGCUGUAUAUAUUGUCCCUAGGACGUGACUCAUAUUUCCAAGACCUAUCUAUUGAGUCCAUCUCUUUCAAAGAGACUGCAAGCAUUACGUUGUUACCUUCAUUUGACACUUUUGAAACCCAUUCUUAGGGCACACCGGUGGUUUAUUCCCUAAACCAGCAAUCGUUAUUUCUACAGAUUUGCUGUAUUGGCCUAAAAUGUUCAAUUUCCUUACCAUAUCUUUAUAAUUCUAUUUGCCUGUUAUAGUUCAUUUGGGUGCUAGGUCUUUUUUUGGUGACAGCAAUUCAUAACUUCAAAGGGAUAUUGAAAUGAACGCAUGGAAUCUUUUCCUCCAAAAUUUGAAAAAUGUAAAGACAAUGAGUUUCCAAUUUAGAUUAUAAUAACUAAAACUGCAAAAAAAUAUCUUUGCAAUUCUGUUAUUGCAAGCCAAGUGGAUGGUAUACAAAUUGAAUACACAGUUUUGGAGGCAAUAACAUAGAGAUAUUUUUUUGUCAUGUUUACAAUGUAAUUUUUUAUGAAUAUACCCCCAUAGGGAAGGAUCACCAGGCUCUUGAUGCAUACACGUUUAUUAUCUGUAACACUGGUCAAUACACAAGUGUGACAACAAAGAAAGAAAAAAAAAGAAGCAUUUCAAAAAUAUAAAAUCUUUAUGAAAUGUUCAUAGAGACUGUGCUGGAAUUUCAUUGUAAUUCUAACAAAAUCAAAAAAUAUCAUAAGACAAGUUGGGGCAAUAUAUAAUUGCUCCCUUUGACAAACAAAUUGACAAAAGGCAGAGCUACCAAUGUCAAGUCAAAUCAUUGGAACCACAGAGAGUUGGCAUGGCAAGUUGAGAAAACAUUGGUCAUACAGAUCUACAUAUAGAUGUCAGAGGUACAUUUAAUGAAAAUAUCAAACAUAUAUCAAUUGCAGGGAGAUUUGAAUCAUUUAAUCACUUAGAAUAUUUUUUUAUUUUGCCUUAGGAAUGCUGUAUUUGUCUAACUACCUAUCUAUUUAUUUAUGGACUGGCCUAAUCUCUCAGGUUCAAGGUGGAUCACUCUCACAGAAGAUGGAGAAGGCUUUGUCCCUUUGAUAUUCAGAAGCAACCAAGAGGUCAUCAUUAGGGACGCGAGUUUGAAAUCCUAGAGCUAAUUCUAGACUAACCUCAAAAUAAAAAUCAUAAUGUGAGUGUGGACAGAGGUAGGAUCACAAUGGAUCGCAACUUUGGCUGUAAACCUUUUGCAGUGGGAGUGAUAGUUAUAUGGGGUGUGGGAUGUGAAAUUAAUAAACAGUAAGCUCAUUAUAUUAACCUUGUUGUGUAUACAACUUUUAUUUUCAAUAUGAUUUUAACUUGAGAAUCAUUGCUAUUUGCUAGACUUACAUUUUUUUUUACAAUAAGUAUCAGCAGUGUAAGAUAUAAUUCCCAAGCCAGUUUUCAUCAAUGUAGCUAUUUGUUCUCCUGAAGUCUCUGCUUUUAAAGCCCGUCUGAUUUAAAGUUAGGUUAUAGCAGGUCAUUGACAAUCCCACAGCAAACAUAUUGCAUCUAUUUAGAAAGCUGAUCGCUGCUUGUAAUAGUAUAGUAAUAGGGAGGAUUAGGAAUGAAGAACAAUAGAAUUUAUUAUUUCGAAAGAUCAUGUGUUUUCUAAAAAAAAUAAAAAAAUCACUUGUAUGUGUGUGAGUGUAUGUAUGAGUUUGAGUGUGUGUG
This is a messenger RNA of Pelobates cultripes (western spadefoot toad), 7526 nucleotides long. The record is from the annotation of a GenBank genome assembly. NCBI's taxonomy places the organism in Eukaryota, Metazoa, Chordata, Amphibia, Anura, Pelobatidae.